This is a messenger RNA of Dovyalis caffra, 417 nucleotides long. NCBI's taxonomy places the organism in Eukaryota, Viridiplantae, Streptophyta, Magnoliopsida, Malpighiales, Salicaceae. The record is from the annotation of a GenBank genome assembly.
AUGUCUUCAAGCUAUCAAUCUUCAAGAAAUUCUAGCUCCACUUGGACACCGAGGGAAAACAAACUGUUUGAAAAGGCUCUAGCCUUGUUUGAUAAGGACACACCGGACCGGUGGCAAAAUAUAGCUAAAGCUGUUGGUGGAGUGAAAUCUGCUGAGGAAGUGAAGGAACACUAUGAAAUCCUUAUCGAAGAUCUUAAACAUAUUGAGUCCGGCCGCAUUCCUAUUCCCAAGAUUCCAUCCCAAUGGCAGGGUAGGUCCAUCCGUCCAUAUGCUAAACUUAGAUGGGGAGCAUUUAUUUCUAAAGAGCUAGUUAAAAAUAAAGCAGAAAUUGGAUCCUCUAUGCCACUUGAUUUGGCUCACAUCAACUUAUCCACUGCUCUAGUCAACUCUGCGUAUGAAGUAUCUCGAGCUGUAUGA